This is a messenger RNA of Lachnellula hyalina, 1731 nucleotides long. It is a transcript of the gene AFG1, whose product is annotated as Protein AFG1. Gene Ontology annotation, cellular component: mitochondrion; cytoplasm. NCBI's taxonomy places the organism in Eukaryota, Fungi, Ascomycota, Leotiomycetes, Helotiales, Lachnaceae. The transcript is spliced from 4 exons. Gene Ontology annotation, molecular function: ATP binding; ATP hydrolysis activity. The coding region runs from base 1 to 1731 and encodes 576 amino acids. The record is from RefSeq and is a predicted model, not a curated record. Gene Ontology annotation, biological process: protein quality control for misfolded or incompletely synthesized proteins.
AUGAAGCUUCGAGCUUCUACCACCGCUACCGCCAAUCUCCGACGGUCCCUUCAGCAGAGUUCCUCGAAUGCGAAUAGGAGAUGGAUUGGAGCGCGAGGGAUAUGCAUACAAUCUCGCCAGGAAACUGGCGGUAGGAGCAGAGUCUUGGGAAGGCCUGCGGUGGCAGCGCGAAGCUUUGCUUCAGAACCUUUGAUUGCCGGCUCACGAGGACCCCAGAUAGCCCUCCCAGCGGCGUUCAUUGCUGGACAGAGGAGGAGCUUGGCUACUGUACAAGAUGCUACCGAUGAUCAAGGGCCUAUGCAGGAAUACAACAAACGUGUUAAAUCUGGCCGAUUAAGGGACGACAAACACCAAAGAGAUGUCCUUGAGAGAACCGCAAACGCUCAUGGGAUUUUAGGCAUCAUAGAGAAUCUGCAAAAUCUCCACGAUGAACUCAGAAAUUACACCGCGCCUGCAAUCGUCCACCCCACCCUCGAAAGUCUCAAGCCGGAGCACGUAUCGGUAUUUGGACGUAUGUUCGGAGGUGCACGAAAGGAGAAGAAACUGCAAGAUAUCCCAGAGAAUUUGCCCCGAGGCUUAUAUUUGUACGGCGAUGUGGGGAGCGGGAAGACCAUGUUGAUGGACAUGUUCUAUGAAACCCUUCCGAGCAGUGUCGCGUCGAAGACGAGAAUACACUUCCAUAACUUCAUGCAAGAUGUUCACAAGCGGCUGCACAAGAUGAAAUUGGAGCAUGGAAAUGAUAUUGAUGGCGUGCCAUUCAUAGCGGCAGAUAUCGCAGAGCAGGGGAAUGUUCUCUGCUUUGACGAAUUCCAAUGUACGGAUGUAGCAGAUGCUAUGAUUCUUAGACGGCUCCUCGAAGCCUUAAUGUCCCAUGGCGUAGUUCUAGUAACCACGUCUAAUCGACACCCGGACAAGCUCUAUCUCAAUGGUAUUCAAAGAGAAUCCUUCCUCCCAUGUAUCAGCCUCCUCAAAAAUCGACUCCAUGUUAUAAACCUCGACUCACCUACCGAUUACCGAAAAAUCCCCCGCCCACCCUCUGGCGUAUAUCACGCUCCAUUAGACAAGCAUGCAACGACACACGCUGAGAAAUGGUUCCACUUUUUAGGAGAUCCACAACAAGACGGGCCUCGAUCCGAGACGCAAACAGUAUGGGGAAGGGAGAUACAUGUCCCCAAAGUCAGCGGGAAAGCUGCCAUGUUCACAUUCGACGAAUUGAUUGGACGAGCUACCGGCGCGGCAGAUUAUAUCGAGUUGACCCGCGCUUACGAUGCAUUCAUCGUUACCAACGUUCCCGGAAUGACACACAACUCACGAGAUUUAGCGCGGCGUUUUAUUUAUUUCAUCGACGCCGUAUAUGAGGCGCGCGCUAAACUAGUCCUCACCACAGCCGUGCCCCUAACACAGCUCUUCCUCUCACGGGAAGAGAUAAAGGCCAAGGUCCAACAAGAUAGCGAAGACAAAAAGGGGCAAACCGAAGAAGGCGCCGACUUGGACGACACAUUGAGGAUGAUGAUGGAUGAUCUAGGCAUGAACAUGGAGAUGCUGAAGAGUAGUAACAUGUUCAGUGGCGACGAAGAGCGCUUCCAGUUUGCGCGAGCUCUGAGCCGUCUGGCUGAGAUGGGUAGCCAGGAAUGGGUAGAACGGGGCAUGGGUCUCGAGAAAGAUGGCGGCGUAGAGGAAAAGGAGAGCUGGCAACGAGUGAGGAGUCGGCGUCUAGAGGACACUAUGUGA